Messenger RNA from Fibroporia radiculosa, 1698 nucleotides. RefSeq lists its product as uncharacterized. The transcript has 3 exons. NCBI's taxonomy places the organism in Eukaryota, Fungi, Basidiomycota, Agaricomycetes, Polyporales, Fibroporiaceae. The coding region runs from base 1 to 1698 and encodes 565 amino acids. The record is from RefSeq and is a predicted model, not a curated record.
AUGUUUUCUCUCCUCGGUCUCACGAUAUGGCCAUUGACUCUCGUCCAGGCACUCUCACAGCAAACCUUCUCAUACUAUGAGGAUCUGCUUGACAACUCCACUGCCCCAUUCAUAUUUAACUCUCUGUCGUCUCUUCUUUCACAGUGGCCGAAUACAUACCAUGGCAAUGGACAUACAAUCAUUCCAGGUGUUAUCGACCCUUACACGCUACUCUACCACGCACGCAACAGCGCCGACCUACCCCCAUCUUCCGAAUGGCUAGCUUUCGACCCAGAAAUGAGUUUCGGCAUCUUUUCCUGGGAUCGUCCCGCCACGUUCUUGGCCACCUACAGAACUCUUCGGCCCGCCCGAAUCAUUUAUUUUGAUGGGAUGAGCGCGGCUCUGAAUUUCAAGGAAGCGGGAUGGCUGGAUAGCCAGGAGGUUUUCAUGGCGGGACGAGGCAGGCUUAACGAGUCAGACAAAUAUGAUAUCUUUGAUGAACCAGGUCGUUUAACUAAGCUGUGCAAAUGGGCUAAACAGGUGAAUCUAGACGGGAUUGUCCGCAUGAAUUCUGGCUUCGAGGUAAUGUGGUGCGACUUCGAUUCCCCCACGCUCCAGCUUGUUAGCUAUCUGAACAUCACCCCGCCUGGUCAUCCUCCUCCCAUUGAGCAGCCAGACGAGGACGAGUUCCCUUGGUCCCCGAUUGGGAUUGCAGCAUUUUCCGAGUGGUUCCGUGCCUCAGCACAACGAGGUAUGAGCCCGCAGCCCCAUGUCCACCUCGAUUAUUCCUCCUUCGUGACAUUUUAUCAUCCGCGCUUACGCAGUCUAGCUGGAGCGCGCGGGGAGCGGACCAUGAGACAGCAUCGUAUUUGGAACGACAUCUCUGUCGUGGAUGCCCAAUCUGUUAGGUCGGAGGUGGAGGAGGUCGUCCAGCGUCCCGGUUGGCCUGCAAAUGGCAGCGGCAUGAACUGGGCGGCUCUCGCACAGAACAUCGUAGAGGAGUGGGCUAACCGGAUUAUGCAACUGCAUGAAUUCCUUGGGAAUACCUCCACACCACAGGAUGACACCAUACCUGUAAACACGACAUACACACUCCUUACGUUGCGCCGUCUGACUUAUUCUCCGCUUAGUCCGUUCAUUGAUACCAGUGUGUCGAAUGCAUCUGUGCGCGAUUGGAUUUUUGGCGCAAGCGAAAUCUUUUCGGAAAAUCACCUUUUCCCUCUUUUCCCUACCACUCCGACAAAUUCAUCCAUGCUCCGACGCUGUAUGUACUCUGCCACUGGUUUGCUGCACGACCCGCGCAUCGACAAGACGCCUCAAGAAGCUCUGUUGCGGAUGAGCGUAGAAACCGUCUUGGAACGGUUAUGCACGGAUUAUGGCGUCCUCUUUGUCGAUAGCAUGGAAGCCAACGAGGAGAUUUCUGAGCCGGAUCUGAUGAAAAUGAUAGACCGAUGGGCAACUCGCAUUGAUGCCCUGAUGCACUGGCUGGACUGGACUGUAUGGCUGCGAUGCAACGAAGCCUGCUCUUCAAACAGUAUAUGCACGAUGCCAAUGUGGCCUGUCAACGGGUUCGACGGGUGGGAUGACGACGACAUGACCCCGCUCAUCUGGAAACAUCAAUGUGUAGAUUUGUCGCCCGAGGCCUUGUCUGAACCGCUUCGCUACUACUUCAACUGGACUCCUCCACAACAGGAUUUCGCGCUCGACAAAAUCCUAUGA